Messenger RNA from Bufo bufo (common toad), 3658 nucleotides. RefSeq names its product docking protein 7 (gene DOK7). The record is from RefSeq and is a predicted model, not a curated record. The transcript is spliced from 11 exons. NCBI's taxonomy places the organism in Eukaryota, Metazoa, Chordata, Amphibia, Anura, Bufonidae. Gene Ontology annotation, molecular function: protein kinase binding. Gene Ontology annotation, biological process: positive regulation of protein tyrosine kinase activity; neuromuscular junction development. The coding region runs from base 385 to 2370 and encodes 661 amino acids.
UAUCCUCCCACUGAUAUCUUCUACAUCUACAGAAUACAUUCUUCUAUUCUGAACAGAAACUUAGAGGCAUGGUAUUCUUGCAUAAUUUCCAUCCUUAAAGAGUUGGAAAAAAAAUAAAAAAGGAUUUGGACAGCUGUUAAAUCCCCAUGCCCACUGGUGCGGGUGAGAGGCUUGGUAAGAGCCGGUGGGAGGAGGCUGGAGAAGUUAGUGGCCAUUUGCUCAGCAGUAGGCUGCGCGUGUCACAAAAUGCAACUUUCCCUGUCUCUCUGUCUCCUGCCAGGCAGAGCUAUUAAAGCUAUUUUGAAAGUGACCCUUCAGCUUAAGAACGUUCAGAAAGAGAGAGGGGAGAGAGGAGGUAGCAGCUGUUUGGAACCAUGACUGAAGAUGACGGAUUCGAUUGUGGUGGAGGGUCAAGUCAGAUUGAGAGAUGGAAAAAAGUGGAAGAAUAGGUGGGUGCUGCUGCGGAAACCUUCCCCUGUGGCAGAUUGCUUGCUAAUGUUGGUGUAUAAAGACAAGUCAGACAGGACGAAGGGACAUAAAGAGAAGACUAGUGUCACGUUGGAGGACAUCUGUGGCUUGGAUUCAGGGAUCUCGUAUGAGGGCGUGAACCACACUCUGGCCAUCAUCUGUUUCUCACAAGCUGUGAUGUUGGGGUUCGACAAUAAAGAAAUUAUGAAUGCUUGGGAUGUGCGCAUACGUUACAGUUUAGGUGAAGUUCACAGAUUUCAUGUUGGAGUAUUGCCGGGCACCAAGCUAGAAAGUGGACCUGCGACACUGCACCUGUGCAACGACAUCUUAGUUCUCGCUAGAGAUCUACCACCAGUUGUCAUAGGACAGUGGAAGUUGUCAGACUUGAGACGGUAUGGAGCGGUGGCCAAUGGCUUUGUCUUUGAGGGAGGAACACGUUGCGGAUACUGGGCCGGAGUGUUUUUCCUCUCCUGUACGGAAGGAGAUCAGAUCAGUUUCCUAUUUGACUGUAUCGUUCGUGGCAUCUCUCCAACGAAAGGUCCAUUCGGGCUGCGCCCGGUGCUGCCAGAUCCAAAUUUAAACCCCGCUUAUAUGGAAGAAAGGGUGGCACAUGAGACCCUACAGCUGGAGAAACGACUCAGCCUGCUCUCUCAUCUUAGCCUAGGAGGGGAUGACAAAAGUUUGUCCAGUUCCUCUUCAGACACCAGCCAUUCAGAUGCCAGUGCCGGAAGCCGGUUGACCAUCUGGGCAGAUCCUUCCUCGGCCAGCACUUCUGCCGAAAGUCAUGGUAUGGCAGCAGCAAAGGCCAUUCAUCUUGGAGAAGAUAAAGCUUAUGCUGAAGCCCUUCGUGCAUCCAAGCCACCUCCGAAGCCAGCACCGUCUAGACACCUUCAGGAGAUAGGGCGUCAAAGUUCUUCUGACAGUGGGAUAGCUACGGGCAGUCACUCUUCUUAUUCUGGAAGCUUUUCUUCCUAUGCUGAGAGUCUGGACAUUUGUCAUGGUGAGGAGUUUGGCUCAUUGAUUAGCUUACCAUUGGCUAUGGCCACCGAUCAAAAUCUAUGUACAUGUCAACAUCCGGAUCCGCAGAGAGGGUCUGAAUAUCAGAUUCCUGCCUCUGUGAGACAUCUAUAUGACACACCUCGAAGUGUUUUACAGGCAGCUGCUAGAGAACCUCAACACAAGACUUCAGAUUCCACAUUACCUAAGGACCAUGCACAAGGAACUCAAAGCACCAGUGAUACUAAGCUGCUGCUGCCCCAUGCUGACUCAAAAACUGCAUCAUUACUCCAAGAAAGCAAAGACUCAGGUGAUGAGACAUAUCUAGACUUUGUUCCAAAGUGGACAGCUCCAAAGGGGCAACCACAGGGGAUGGAACCUAAAGGAAGUGACUUGGCAGCUGCAGGAACAAGUGAGACUUGUGAAAUCUGCAGCCCGCAGCCUGGCAUUACCAGAGCCCUUUUUUCCGCUUGCCCAGUAUGUGGGGGGCUAAAGGGAGCUACAGCCCUUCAUCCAGGAGUUUUAUCGACGACACCCCUACAAGGUGCCACCUCAGCACUGGCAUCAACAGGAGCACAUAAACCUCACAAAGUCCCACCAAUGUUACUUGUCACUGCAGGGGCAGGAGGUUAUCCAGCCGAGCCACUGGUUUCUGACCGACCUCGCAGUGAGACAGCAACUUAUGUAAAUAUUCCUAUCAGCCCUACAUCAAAGAAACAGCUCCAUUACAUGGCAUUAGAACUUCAAGAUCCUAGUACAGGAAUAAGAGGAGGAGGCGCCACCAGAUACGCUCAGAUAGACAUUGCUGCAACAGAGACGGCACACAAAGUGGGGUCCCAGCACGCUCAGUCCAGAGAAGAACGUUUACAAGAGCUGGAGCAGAAAAGGAAAGGAAAUCAGCAAUGAUGGAUCUAGGUGUGUGGUAGAAGGGCUGGCGGUCCUUGGCGGAAACUUUUUUAAAAAAAGGAGACUCAUUAGGGUCUACUGGCCUCGAUGAACUACUGGAACUUUUUGAGUCGGAAGGUCGGCCGAGUGUGGCUUUUUGAAAGAAUGGAAUUACGUGUUGCUCGAUGGCACAGGGGUCAUCCAAAACUGAUAUUCCCUCUUGGAGACAUUAAAGUCUGAAGUGUCUGGUCACAGCAAGUGCCCUUUCAAUCUUGAGGUGGAAUGAAACAAAAAAAAUCUAUAAGUACUUGUAUAUUCAAAUUUUUCUUUCUUGAAAAUGUCAUCUAGUUUUGUAUGUGUAGAAAAUCUAGGUAUUUAUUCGUUCCCACCGCCAUGUAUUAUUAUUAUUUAAUUUUAUUUGCAUUUCAUUUUAUACAUUAUUGGGUAAUUAUAUCUUAUCGGUUGUCUGUAACAUACCUCCUCAGUUUUAUUGUCUUACACAUAGGACUUUUUUUUAAGCAGAACACAAGUGACUUUGGUUUUGCUGUAUUUAAUGAAGGAAAAUUCCAGUCAAAUAAAUUGGCUUUUACAUUGGGUUUGGACAUUGUAAAGGCUUUGUACUCCCUGUAUUCACUGUUAUAGUAUGGUUUCUACAUUGUAGCAGCUUGUGGCUGUGGCCUCAUUAAUACAGCUGUAGUACGGUACCCACAGAAUUUUACAGUACCUAUACUUGAAGCUCCUUUGCCCCAAUGCAAAAUCUGUAACACCUACUAUGUGUGUAGUUGCUAAAAGUUUUCAGUUUUAAAAAGGUGGGGUUUAUCAGGGCGUUUUAGGCAAUUUUUCCCCAUAUAUUCCCUAUAUAUUGCCCUCACUAAAGGUACAUUAUAGUGAUGACAUUAUGUGGGUGGGUAUUGCCCACAGCAGUGAUCUCAGAGUUCAUUUGCUGGUGAAAUUUAGUAUAGACCAGCAUUUUACGGUGAUAUAUGAUAUCCCUUGCACUGCCGCAGGUCUCGUCAUAAAUUAGACGCAACCUCUUGCAGUCCGUGCACCUAAACUAAAAUAUCUUGGAGUUCUGUCUUCUUUUACAGUAGAAAACUGGUUUGAGACUAUUCUACGCCGAAAAACUGGAGUGGAGGGAAUGAUGAAUUUCCUCAACAAUGUUUAUAAAAGCUAGAUAGCCCUUUUAUUUCACACCAGGCCCCAAAAUCUUUCCUAAUUCAGACCCGAGACCAGGCACCAUAAGCGAGACCCUAUACCAGACCACAAAAUUUAAACUCCAGACCAAAUUGCAUAAUUCAGACCUCAGACU